Molecule: messenger RNA, 654 nt
Organism: Papilio machaon (common yellow swallowtail)
Lineage: Eukaryota; Metazoa; Arthropoda; Insecta; Lepidoptera; Papilionidae
Product: histone H1
Exons: 1
Coding region: 1-654 (217 amino acids)
Biological process (GO): nucleosome assembly
Cellular component (GO): nucleosome
Molecular function (GO): DNA binding; structural constituent of chromatin
Source: RefSeq, a predicted model, not a curated record
AUGUCAAGCGGCUACGAGGACGAAAUGGAGACGACGCCACCCAAAAAAACGAAAAAAACAAUAGUAAAACGACCAUCUAACGAAGAAUUGAAAAGUAGUAAUGAAAAUGAAGAAGUGCCAAAGAAGUUGAGCGUAAAAAAGAUGGUCCACGAAGCACUAAAAGACUUAAAGAGUAGAAAGGGCACUUCAUUAUACGCUAUUAAGAAGUAUAUGCACGAAAACUAUGACGUCGACGUUGUUAAAGUGAACUAUAUCAUAAAGAAACUGAUUAAAAAUGAAGUGGAAGCUGGAAUUAUAGUACAAGUGAACGGAAUAGGUGCGUCAGGGUCAUUCAAACUCGCACCCGCCGCUGACAAACAGAAAAACAAACCAAAAACAAAGAAAAUCGAAAAGAAAAUCACCGAAAAAACUGACACAAAAACUAAAAAAAGUGAUAAAACAACAACUGACGUUGAAAAAGUAAAGAAAAAAGGUAUUAUAAGAAAGAUGGAAAUAACCGAAGGGGAAAAGAAAGAAAAAAAUGUUAGAAUCAAAACAACAAAACAGUCAAAGAUGAAAAAGAUACAAACUCCACUUAAAAAGAAAACUGCGAUGUCAAAAAGAAAGAGCAUCGGCUCGAUAAUAAAACCGCCCAAAAUGAAGCCAAAAGCGUAA